AUCAGAAAUGGAAAGUCUGAGAGUGUGUGUGGAGCCAAAGAGGGGACAGCAGUGGUGCGGCCAGUUUCAUGUCUUGUGAUUUAUUUUCUCCCUUUCUUUUUGGACUUUAAUCUUAAGUGGACAGCAAUUUGGAACAGUGUCAGCACCUUGUUGGAUUGUGCUGUUUGGGAGAGGUGACACAGAGUAUUUUAAAAGAGCAGGUUAAGAACUUUUCAUAAGGAAUCAAUUGAGAGAAAAUAAAAUAGAAACAGACUGUCCCACAUUUGGGCUGAGCACCAAACAUUUUUUUUUUUUUUGAGACUGAGUCUUGCUCUGUCACUCAGGCUGGAAUGCAGUGGCGCGAUCUCGGCUCACUGCAGCCUUCGCCUCCCGGGUUCAAGUGAUUCUUCUGCCUCAGCCUCCCAAGUAGCUGGGAUUACAGGUGCCCACCACCAUGCCAGGCUAAUUUUUGUAUUUUUAGUAGAGACGAGGUUUCACCAUGUUGGCCAGGCUGGUCUUGAACUCCUGACCAAGUGAUCCACCUGCUUCGGCCUCCCAAAGUGCUGGGAUUACAGGCACGAGCCACCGCACCUGGCCUCAAACAAGCUUUUUAAUUGCAUUCAGAAGUGCACCAACUAGGCACAGACCUCUGGCAUGGAGACAGAAUGGGAGGUUCUUGGUGUCUGGCCUGGUCUUGCAGAAAUCAGGGAGUUGCGGGGACCAGGCAGCCACUGUGCAUCAGAUAGGAGUUUCAGCAGCAGGCAACAGAAAGCCUGCCAAUGUAGCUGAAAUAAGAAGGGCUUAUUUUUAUCCCUGAACAGAAGCUUCCAGCACUGGUUCAUCAGAUCAGGGCACUGAGCUGGCAUCCCCAUUUAUACAGUUUUCCUUUCCUUCACCUUUGUAAGAUGCCUGGCACAGCUCUGAGCAUCAAAUAUCUGUGCCAUGUGGGAGCACACGAGGGGACAAGUGAGGAAUAGGGUCUCCUCCGUCCUCUGUCCCCAGGCUGGCUUCUCUCGUGGUAGAGGGACCCCCACAGCACCAGGCCUCAUAACUACCCUGCUGGUAAACUGCAGGUGCUGUCACGGCUUCCUGCCUCCGUAUAUGAAAUGUUCCUUGGCAGUUGGACUGCUGUUUGUUUACCACACGCACAGCUCUGCUGCCUCUUGGUUAUACCAGUGAGCUAUUGCUCCAUGACAAGCCACACCGAAAUGUAGGAAGCACUUAUUGUUGCCCACAUGUCUCAAGUCAGUUGAGUGUUUCUGCCAAUCGGGGCCUGGCUUGGCCCACCUUGGCUGAGCUUGCUCUGGUGCUAGGGUCAGCUAGACAGGUCGGCAGGAGACCAGCUGCUCUAGAAGAGCCUGGACAGGAUGAAUUGGUUCUCCUUCCACGUGCAUCUUGCAUCCCUCCAGCCAAGGAUUAGAACCCAGGUCUCGUCUGACUCCAAAUGCACCAAGAGGAUGGAUCCCAGAGUGACACAGAGGAAGAGGCCCCUGGAUGGAUGCAUGGGGAAGAUCACGGGAAUUACAAGUGACAUCCUGAAGUAUGAUCACAAAUGUUUCAAAUUAAGCCUUCCUGCUAAGUUUCCAGAGGUGUGUGGCUUGGACGAAGUGUUUCCAGACCCCGAUCUACUGCAUGUCCUGCCUGUUGCUGGUUCUUUGCAGCAGGCCAUUGACCAAUGCUGUCUACAGAUUGAGAGCCUCUGCAGGCCAGGGCUGCUCUGUGCACAUCCUACGUUACUAUUCAAACUGCACAGCAGCAUGAAAAACAGGCCCUUCUUUUCUCUCAUUUACACGUAUGUGAAGAAGACACAGCAAGUGAGAAAAUGUGACCGAAAGCCAUGCGGACAGGUGGCCGCAGGGCCAAACCCAACUUCCGUGAUGUGA
This is a messenger RNA of Gorilla gorilla gorilla (western lowland gorilla), 1862 nucleotides long. RefSeq lists its product as uncharacterized. NCBI's taxonomy places the organism in Eukaryota, Metazoa, Chordata, Mammalia, Primates, Hominidae. The record is from RefSeq and is a predicted model, not a curated record.